UCAUACAAAAAUGGACGGUGCAUUCGAUCACAUUCACGAUGGAAUAUUGGAGUGAACUUCCGGACCGAGAAAGGAUUCAGGGAGAAGGACAAAAAAGAAAUUCAAACAAUGGCUACUAAGUUGCUGAAUCUUAGAAAGGCUAUUGCUAUCUUCAAUUCUCCAUUUUGCACAAAAUUUUCCCCAAUCUCCGAUUCUAGGGUUUGUAUUUUGCUACAAUGGGCAUCAAUUUCUUCCCUGAAAGUCCAUUGGCGUAAAGAUCAACUACUGGAUAAAGCCAUUGAAGACGAAAAGAAAUGGAGACUUUGCGCCAGAGUAGUGAAAGAGGUUCUCAAUGAACCAGGUCAGGUAAUGCCAUUGAGGUAUUUAGAGAAGCGAAGAGAGAGAUUGAAGCUUAAACUUCGAGCUAAAACCUUUAUCAACCAGAAUCCCCUUCUCUUCGAUACGUAUCUUGAUCGAAUCAGACCCAAGUCUGAACCCGUUGAAUUUAUCCGCCCUAGUUGUUCGCUUCUUACUUUUUUGGAAGAGGAGCAGCGGAUUUUCUCUCAAAAUGAGCCUUUAAUUGUUGCAAAAUUGUGCAAAUUGUUGAUGAUGUCAAAAAAUAAGGUGAUAAACGCGGAGAAAUUGGUACACGUUAAGAGAGAUUUUGGGUUUCCUAAUGAUUUUUUAACUAAGUUAGUGCCGAAAUACCCUAAUUAUUUCAAAUUAGUUGGUUCUUCAGAGGAUAAAUCCUUCCUAGAGCUGGUUUCUUGGGAGCCAAAAUUUGCGAAAUCUGUGAUCAUGCAUAAAGCCGAGGAAGAAGAGAGGUUAACAGGAAUUAGGGUUAGACCUUCUUUUAAUUGGAGAUUACCAUCUGGGUUUUACAUCAAGAAGGAAAUGAGGGAAUGGGUUAGGGAUUGGAUAGAAUUACUCUACAUAAAUCCUUAUGAUGAUGCAUCUAAUUUGGACUCUGCUUCUAGGGAAAUGGAGAAGAGAAUGAUUGGAGUACUUCAUGAAUUGUUAUCUUUAUCAUUGUUUAAGAGGAUUCCUGUUCCAAUUAUAGGAAAAUUUUGUGAAGAUUAUAGGUUUUCGAAUGCAUUUUCAAAUGCAUUCACUAGGCAUUCUGGGAUAUUCUACAUGUCCUUGAAAGGUGGGAUAAAGACUGCAGUGUUGAGAGAAGCAUAUCAGAAUGGGGUUUUGAUUGAUCGAGAUCCGUUGCUCGAGAUUAAGGACAAGUUUGUUGAGUUAUUGGAGGAAGGAUGGAAAGUGAGGAGUCAACAAUUGAGAUUGAGUACAGAAAUUGUUCAUAAGGAUAUGGAAUCAAUGGCACUUCUAAAACCAGAGCUACAAUGUCAAGAGACUAAUGAACAGCUUUGAAAAAUUGUUUUGUUGCUAGAGACAGAAUGCUUACUCAUGUGCACUGGAAUUGAAAUGCUCUAAAACAUUCACUAAGGUCUUAUAUACUAAUUUCUGGUAGACAAUAUCAGAUUGUUAAUCAAAAGAUAAUUGAUUUUUUUUAUUCUUUUUCAGGAGCUGGAAGAUUAUGUCGGCGAAGUAGGAGUGAGGUUUUCAUGACAGGAGCUACAAUGGGCAUAAUUGUAAUAAACUAGAAAAUGUUGCUCACACAAAAUCAAUGCUAUAAUUUACAACUGUAUCUGGCAACCUAAGCUACUUUUUAGGAGAUGGUAAAUUCACUCUCUUGCUCAUUCUUUUUUAUAUAAUUAUCAAAGAAGGAUCUUCUUGUGAAUUGUGACCAACAAAUAGUGCAUGAAUUCCCUACUAUUUAAGUACAAGAUAGGUUCAAUCUAGCUUACGUACCGAACAGUCUUUUUUAAUCUAUCAUUUUAUUUGUGAUGUUGCUGAAAAUGGAGAGAAAAAAGAUUGCUGUCAUGAUUCUUAUUGCUGCUCUUUUAUCUGUGAUAUCGAAGUCAAAUAGUCAAGUUAGACCAUCCCCGACAAUGCUACUCCCAACGUUUCCAACCCUGCGUCCUCUGUGCUUGUCUCAAUUCGCUCUUGUUAACCACGCGUGUUCUAUUCUUCCUUACACUCCAACGCCCCCUCCUGCUCCACCCUCUCCGGCUACGCCUGUAGAUGCCCACCCCCCGUGCCCUAAUAAAACUAGUCAUCGGCAUGGGCACCACCGCAGGCACAGUCAUAGCAGCUGUAAUUCCCAUAUCAGUGCUGCAGAGGAUGAGUGUUGCCGCUGGUUGAAAGAAGUUGAUGCUAAAUGUGUCUGUGAUUUGCUGGUACAUCUGCCUGUAUUUCUAGCCAAGCCUGCUCAUAAUUACACGGUGGUUGUUAGUGAUGACUGUAGUGUCACCUACCAGUGUCCAAGCCGGAUGCUUACUUGAGACUGGAUUUUGGUGAUAGGGUAUGUAUGUAACACUAAAGAAGAGGGUAUUGUAUUUUCUCAAGUUACAGUUUGCAUAUUUUGCUUCCUUUUGUGUGUACUUUUCAAAUAAAUAGCUCUCUGCAUAUAGUAACUCAUUUGUUGUAUGUUUGCUUAACUGUUUUGUUGUAUCUUGUAUGUUUCACUAAUAUUUUUGCGAAUCUCGAAUCAUAAAAAGCAAAUUAUGGUUGAUUGUGAA
Messenger RNA from Amaranthus tricolor (Joseph's coat), 2564 nucleotides. Its product is annotated as protein WHAT'S THIS FACTOR 1 homolog, chloroplastic. Bases 109 to 1353 code for a protein of 414 amino acids. Gene Ontology annotation, molecular function: RNA binding. The transcript has 2 exons. Lineage: Eukaryota; Viridiplantae; Streptophyta; Magnoliopsida; Caryophyllales; Amaranthaceae. The record is from RefSeq and is a predicted model, not a curated record.